AUGGACGAGAGAGGAACAAGUCCUGAGUCAUCCAAGGUCAAUCGCUCCGCUUUGGUGAUAGACGGCACUGAGAUUCUCAACUUUGACGGCACUUUCCUCCGCGUGCCUCGUUCGCGAAGGGUGCUGCUUGCUUCAGCGCCCGGCGUGGCCUUCUUUUACAUGUUCCAUCCACAAUCCUCGAGGAGCGCUUGGUGUUGGCGAACGCAUCUAUCUUCCUGGGCCUUCAACCACAUCAAGGGGCUCUUUGGAUCAUACGACAAUGAACGAGGCAACAACAGAUUGAUGAGCAAUGGUAGGAACGCCUCCAGCCUACACAAGCUGCUCAACUCUUGGCAAGAGAGUCGCAACUGUGCCACGCCCGCUAUCAGGCCCAUGAACCUCAAGCAGGUUCCUCUCAAGGAAAGCGUCUUGUAUGACAUCCUGUUCUUCCAGAUGAAGCCAUGCCAGCUUGUGGUGAGCUCUAGGCUCAGAGGUGCCGUGUUCAUCUUCGCUUGCUCAUACCAGUCGUUCUGCCUCAAGCAAAGCGUCAAAUUCCCAUUGACUGUCUUCUAAAAGAAUUUCACCCAACCACUGACUGAAAUUGAAACAUUUUUACAGUAAGACAGCAAAGCAUUUCUAAAAUAUAACGAAAA
Messenger RNA from Scylla paramamosain (green mud crab), 632 nucleotides. RefSeq lists its product as uncharacterized. Lineage: Eukaryota; Metazoa; Arthropoda; Malacostraca; Decapoda; Portunidae. The record is from RefSeq and is a predicted model, not a curated record.